This is a messenger RNA of Phragmites australis (common reed), 423 nucleotides long. RefSeq names its product small ribosomal subunit protein uS15-like. NCBI's taxonomy places the organism in Eukaryota, Viridiplantae, Streptophyta, Magnoliopsida, Poales, Poaceae. The record is from RefSeq and is a predicted model, not a curated record. Gene Ontology annotation, cellular component: ribosome; cytosolic small ribosomal subunit; nucleolus. Gene Ontology annotation, biological process: translation. The transcript is spliced from 6 exons. The coding region runs from base 1 to 423 and encodes 140 amino acids. Gene Ontology annotation, molecular function: small ribosomal subunit rRNA binding; structural constituent of ribosome.
AUGGGGUGUAUGCACAGCCGAGGGAAUGGUAUCUCAUCAUCGGCGCUGCAGUACAAGAGGGCUCCCCCAGCCUGGCUCAAGACUGUCACCUCCGAUGUGGAUGAGAUGAUUACGAAGGUUGUGAAGAAGGGUGAAAUGCCGUCGCAGAUCAGCGUCCUGCUUCGUGACCAGCACGGUAUCCUGCUCGUCAAGAGCGUCACUGGUGGCAAGAUCCUCCGCAUUCUCAAGGCACAUGAGCUGGUGCUAGAGAUCUCGGAGGACCUGUACUUCAUGAUCAAGAAGGUGGUGGCGAUAAGGAAGCAUCUGGAGAGGAACAAGAAGGACAAGGACUCCAAAUUCAGGCUUAUUCUUGUUGAUAGUAUGAUCUACCGCCUUACCCGCUACUACAAGCACACCAAGAAGCUCCCGCCCACCUCGAAGUAG